CAGGGACUGUUACUGUGAUGGGGAUGCGGCUGGGGAGUGACGGGGAGCGCAGGUCGAGGCUAUUACAGCCCCCAGAGUGAGAGCACAUAGCUCCAGCGCCCCCCGCCGGGACAAACACAGAUGCCCUGCACGGCCCACGCAGCUGCCUGUACACGGUCCCGUGCCUCUCCGGCCUGGCGGUGGCCGCCCGGCUCCUCCCUCCGCGGACUCGGGCGGCUGUCUGAAGGCGCCGCUCUGCGGAGAGGAGCCGCCUGGGUCUGGGCAUGGAGGGCGCGGCGGGCGACCCAUACCGGCGGCCUGCGCGGCGCACGCAGUGGCUGCUGAGCGCCUUGGCUCACCACUACGGGUUGGACCGCGGCGUGGAGAACGAGAUCGUGGUGCUGGCUACCGGUCUGGAUCAGUAUCUGCAGGAGGUCUUCCACCACCUAGACUGCCGGGGCGCCGGCCGCCUGCCGCGCGCCGACUUCCGCGCGCUGUGCGCGGUCCUGGGACUGAACGCUGACGGGGAGGCGGCCACCGAGGACGCCAGCUCGGCGGAGGGGACCGCUAAGAACCCGGUUGCGGGAAUGGGCGCCGGUGGGGACGCGGACGCCAGGGAAGAGGCGCGCCUGGCUCUGCGCGCCGACCCUCCUGAACUCACCUUCCGCCAGUUCCACGCACGCCUCUGUGGUUACUUCAGUACCCGAGCGGGACCCCGGCUGCCCCGCGGAGCUCUCAGCGAGCACAUCGAGACACAGAUCCGCCUCCGCCGCCCGCGCCGCCGCCGCCAGCCUGGCUCACCAAGCCUAAGCGGCGCCUAUGGCGAGCGUGUGGCACAUCUGGAAGAGGAAAACAGUAGCCUACGCGAGCUGGUGGAGGACCUACGGGCUGCGCUGCAGAGCAGUGACGCGCGCUGCCUGGCUCUUCAGGUUGGCCUCUGGAAGAGCCAGUCGGAAGUCCCAGAAGCGGCGACGCACGAGCUGCAGCGAGCUCAGGGCGCGCUGGCGGAGGCGGAGGCGCGCGCCCGGCGGCUGCAGCGCGGACAGGUGGAGGUGCGGCUGCGCACCGAGGAGGCCCGGCAGGCGGUGAGGCGCAGCUUGCACAGGGUGCGGGAGCUGGAGGCGCUGGCGCGGCGCGUCCCCCGCAUGCAGCGCCAGGUGCAGCGACUGGAGGCAGAGCUUAGACGUUACAGGUCAGAGGGACCUCAGCUCCUAACGUCUCCACAAGCCAGCCCACAGCCAGGAAACAAGAAUUGCAAACCUACGGCUAGAGGACCCAGAGAUGUGGACACCACUCCGGAGGGAUCCCAGAGGUCAGACACCAGUUUAAGGAGCAGAGACACAGAUGAAGCAGAGGAUGAACAGCUGUUCCGCUCCGUGGAAGGCCAGGCCGCCUCUGAGGAAGAAGAGGAAGAAAGGUGGCAGGAAAGGUCAAGGCCCCCACAGGCCCAUUUUGAGGUAUCCCUGAUGCAACCCUCAGGGUGUGUGAGUAGGUGUGACGACCAGACAGCCGAGAAGCUCAAGACGUCCUUUGGCCACUGUGAUGGUGCUGAGAACAUCUGCACCCUGGAGCUGGAGACCCAUGUCACCAGGCUUGGGGAACAGCUGCAGACCCUGGGCUGCAGCAGAGAGACCCUAGGGACACCGGAGGAGGAGGCAGAACUGCAGCAGGUGACGGAGACUGAGCGCCUGAGGCUGGAGCUGCAGAUGGUGGAGACAGAGCGGGUGAGGCUGUCGCUGCUGGAAGAAAAGCUGGUGGAUGUGCUACACCUCCUGCAAAGGCUCCGGGACCUGAAGAUAUCAAAACGAGCCCUGGGGAAGAUCUUGCUGAACGCCCUGGACCGGGACCUCUCGCACGAGGGUACACAUGGCGCCUUGGCCAUCCUGGACACCCUGCACCAAGCCUUGGUUGGCUGUGAGCUCCUGCAGAGAAAUCCCCCAGCACCUGCAUCCACAGCCCCUGCACCCACGAACCCCUUCCUCAUCUCCUGCUGAGCUCGCUGGCCCAGUCUUGGGUCACCAUGGUCAUUCUAAGCGUCGUCAGACCAGCCUUAACCAUAACCAGACUAACCUCCACAGUCAACCUAACCCCCACAGGACUAGCAUUAGCUGUCA
Messenger RNA from Acomys russatus (golden spiny mouse), 2093 nucleotides. It is a transcript of the gene Efcc1, whose product is annotated as EF-hand and coiled-coil domain containing 1. The record is from RefSeq and is a predicted model, not a curated record. The transcript has 8 exons. The coding region runs from base 264 to 1973 and encodes 569 amino acids. Gene Ontology annotation, molecular function: calcium ion binding. Lineage: Eukaryota; Metazoa; Chordata; Mammalia; Rodentia; Muridae.